Brassica oleracea var. oleracea is the source of this 1181-nucleotide messenger RNA. RefSeq lists its product as uncharacterized. The transcript has a single exon. Bases 37 to 1035 code for a protein of 332 amino acids. The record is from RefSeq and is a predicted model, not a curated record. Gene Ontology annotation, cellular component: chloroplast. NCBI's taxonomy places the organism in Eukaryota, Viridiplantae, Streptophyta, Magnoliopsida, Brassicales, Brassicaceae.
AUCCUCUUCCUUCUUGUUCGUCCUCUCUCGUCAGCCAUGGCUUCUUCCACCCCCUUCAAGUUCCAUUCACAGACCUUCAAAACUCCAAACCCAUCACCUCCCAGAAUCUCACAUCUUCAUUUCCCUAAUUCAGUCUCGCACCACUCACGACGGCUCAACAAAGAAUCCACCACUAGAACUCGUUUCUUGGCUCCUCUCUGCUCCUCUCUCCCUUCUCCUUCUUCUCCUCCCGCCUCCAAAGAAGAGGCCAUCCUCCAAGCCAAGACUUGCCUCUCGUCUUGUCUCCUCAAACCCCUCAACAACCCGAAGCUCGCUUCCCCAAAGCUCAAGAAACUCAAACAGCCACGGUUCCGUCUCGAGAUCCCGAUCCUCGACGACGACUCGCCUUCCUCUCUCUCCCAGCUCGCGUUUUCCAUCUUCAGCGACAUGCCCAUCUCGAGAAGAGGCUCCAACGCCGUCGUCAGGCUCCUCUUCCUCUGGCCAGACCCUUCUUUCGUCGAACCAGCAGUCAAAGCUUUCCGCUCCGACAACACCAACCACAUCGCCAUGUCUCCCGUUUCAGAACCACUCAACAAAGCUUUAAAAACUGCUGACGUGGCGGUUUUCAUGGCGCCCGAGAGAUCGCAGCUGGAAGACGUGAGGGUAUCCACGGAAGGUUUCGCCACGAAGCCUGUGGUGAUGAUCAAUCCGAGGUGGUUGUUCGAGGAGGAGAAGAGCUUUGGAGACGACUUCGUCGGUUCGUUUGAUGUGGUUUACGCGUUUACGGGUUUGGAAGUGAGGGGGAUACUGAGCAAGAGGAAAGGAGUGAUCUUUAAGUGUGUGAGAGACGGUGUUGUGAGUGGAGAGAGAUGGAACGUUCUCGUUGAAGAGGAAGAAGGGGAUGGGGCUUUGAAAGUGGUCUCUCAGUUCAAAGCGAGGCCGUCGAUGGAGGAAGUUGAGCUUGUUUUGUAUAACUUGAUGGCUAUGAACUCACCUAUCACCAAAUCAGCUAAGUUCUUUAAGGAUUUGGUUUCUAAUAUCACUGGGAAGAAAUAGUUGAUUAGUGAGAAUUGUGUAAUGUGUUCUUGUUCACUUUCCCUUGAACUAAGAGAGAUCCCAAUACAGAGUAUGUGUUUUUGAUAAAGAAAAUGCAACUCAUUGAACCUUAUUAACCAUUCAAGAACAGGCCUUGAGAGAGUGUA